GCUCUGUUAAACCCGUACGGUUUCGUGUACACAAACCCCAUCUAACCUUCAAAUAGCCCCGUCUAGAAAUACCUUACAUAUACAUGACGAGCAGAGAGCUUCUCUGUCAGACGCAUGCACACAGUGGGAGAAAGACAGAGGAUAUGGGGAGGAAGCCAUGCUGCUCCAAGGAGGGCCUGAACAGAGGGGCAUGGACAGCAAUGGAGGACGACAUCCUGGUGUCCUACAUCAACAAGCACGGCGAGGGGAAAUGGGGAAGCCUCCCCAAGCGAGCUGGGCUGAAUCGCUGCGGGAAGAGCUGCCGGCUGCGAUGGCUGAACUACCUCCGGCCGGGGAUCAAGAGAGGCAACAUCUCCGACGACGAAGAGGAUCUGAUCGUCAGGCUCCACAGGCUCCUCGGCAACAGGUGGUCGCUGAUCGCGGGGCGGCUGCCGGGGCGAACAGACAAUGAGAUCAAGAACUACUGGAACACCACCCUCAGCAAGAAGGUAAUGCUGCCGCCGCCGCCGCCGCCGCCGCAAGGGAACAACCACAGCGGCUGCUCCAACAGCCUGCAGGCCGUCGCUUCGUCGAAGCCGGCGUCGCCGCCCCCACCUGAGGGUGCAGCGCCACCGGACACGAGCAGCCCGAUCCGGACCAAGGCGCUGCGGUGCACCACGGUGAUGGCAGCAGCAGGUCACGACCUUCCACUGGAGAACGCGGCAACUGAAGAGACGACACCGGCUGAAGGGCAGCAAGAUUUCGCUGUAGACGACCUGUCGAUCGACCUCGAUUUGGACGGGAUCGAGCUGGGAUUCCUGUUCAGCCCGUGGCGCGGUGGUGCUGACGGCUUGGAGGCAGCGGGUGAUCAUGGUCUGUUCGGUGCUUGUGGAACUGAUCAGUCUGAUGACCUUGAGGAGCUGCUGGGACUCGGAGACGUCGAGAGCCAUGGUGGAGUGCCGUCGCUCGGAGACUUCGAAUUGCCGUGGCUUUGAUCCAUUCGUUUCCGAGCCUGGGAAAAUGAAUGUGUUCGUUUAGCUCGUCGAUGGCACCAGUUGCUUCAGUGUCAUCACAUCACGAAGGACGUGAAUAAUUCAUUCAAGAGCGUACGCGCUGUAAAUUACAACGAAGUGCCUGGUUUCAGCUCACAUCCUGUGCACAAACUACUAGGAGCUGU
Molecule: messenger RNA, 1156 nt
Organism: Lolium perenne
Lineage: Eukaryota; Viridiplantae; Streptophyta; Magnoliopsida; Poales; Poaceae
Source: RefSeq, a predicted model, not a curated record